This is a messenger RNA of Prunus avium (sweet cherry), 744 nucleotides long. NCBI's taxonomy places the organism in Eukaryota, Viridiplantae, Streptophyta, Magnoliopsida, Rosales, Rosaceae. The record is from RefSeq and is a predicted model, not a curated record.
AAUUCGGGUACCCAUAUUAAGGGAUGCGGCAAUGACAAACUAUGUGGCUUAUGGUUUCAAAAUCAUUUGCCUGUUCCAGUGAAAGACAAAGUCAAAGUAGCGGGAUUUUCUGAGUUCGCAAAUUUACUUGCGCGAAAGGGAAGGAGAGACAAACAAAUCAUUUCAGCAUUGGCAGAGCGUUGGUGGGACACCACACAUACAUUCCAUCUGGAUGAGGUCGGGGAACUGACAAUGACCCCGAAGGACUUUAGUGCGAUCACAGGUUUACCCGUUUGUGGGAAGCCUUUAAAAUAUGACAUGGAGGCCCACAAAAAACCUAAGGAGGUAGUGAGGCUAUUUGGGACCCCCAUUGCAAGCCUGAUUAAUACCAAGAUAAAAUACAGGGACAUUGUGGAGAAGUAUAAGGGGUGGAAGCCGCAAACCGCUGUACAAGAAGACCAGUUAACUCGUGUCUUUAUUCUCGCAUUGAUUGGCAGCACUCUAUGUAAUGAUAAGAGUGACUCUGUUUAUCUAUACUACAUGCCCAGUCUUGCUAAAGUCGAUGAGAUUAAAGACUACAAUUGGGGCGGGGCUGGGUUGUCAUGCUUGUAUUUGUCGAUGGAUGCUAUUUCCAGAAGAAUAGUGUCAAGCUCAGGAGGGUAUUGGCGGGCUUGGGAGGUAUGGGCGUGUGAGUACUUGAAGCCACUUGCUUUAAGUCGACCAUGUACCGAUGAAGAUAGUCAAUGGCCGCACGCGUUACGCUAG